Prunus persica (peach) is the source of this 1045-nucleotide messenger RNA. RefSeq names its product NDR1/HIN1-like protein 3. The transcript has a single exon. NCBI's taxonomy places the organism in Eukaryota, Viridiplantae, Streptophyta, Magnoliopsida, Rosales, Rosaceae. The record is from RefSeq and is a predicted model, not a curated record. Gene Ontology annotation, biological process: defense response to other organism. The coding region runs from base 128 to 826 and encodes 232 amino acids.
UAAUCCCACCCAUAUUCGCCCCUUAUAUAUACCACACUUCACCUUCUUCAUCUCUCAUUCUUUACUCUCUCUCCCUCUACCCUUUUGCUUAUAAUUAUAAUUUGAUCUUUUCUCAAUUCUCUCAGCCAUGUCAGAGAAACAAUCUCAUUUGAACGGGGCCUACUACGGCCCCUCAAUCCCACCCAAAUCCCAAGCCUACCACCGCCAUGGCCGUGGCAGCGACCCCCUCGGCUGCUGCUGCGGCUGCAUCUUCAGCCUUAUUUUCAAGCUCAUUAUGACCGCCGUCGUCAUAGUGGGCCUGGCCUUUUUCAUCUUCUGGCUCAUAGUCCGCCCCAACCACAUCAAGUUCCACGUCACCGAAGCCCACCUCACCCAAUUCAACUUCUCCAAUGACAGCACCCUCCACUACAACCUCGCCCUCAACCUCACCAUCCGCAACCCCAACAAGAAGAUCGGGGUCUACUACGACCGCAUCGAGGCCAGGGCCAUCUACGAGGACCAGAGGUUCAGCACGUACACCUCGACGACGCCCUUUUACCAAGGGCACAAGACAACGAACGUGGUGAACCCGGUGUUCCAGGGCCAGCAGGUGAUCCCAGACACGAAAGUGCUCUCCGAGUACAAUGAGCAGAAGAAUAGUGGGGUUUACGAGAUCGACGUCAAGCUUUACCUUCGGGUUCGAUUCAAAUUCGGCUUGAUCAAGACCGGCAAGUUCAAGCCCAGGAUUAAAUGUGGGUUGAAGGUUCCUUUGACUCAGAAUGGGAGCUCAUCAGUUAGCACUUUCGAGACUACCAAGUGUGACGUUGAUUACUUCAAAUCAAUCUAAGCUCCACAGCUUACCACUUCAUAUAUCUUCUUGUUGAUCCAGUCUCAGAUUAUUAUUUUUUUACUAUUCUUUUGUUUUUUUGUUUUUGUGUUUGUGUUGAUCCAGUCUUAGAUUAUACACUAGAGAGAUAUAUGAUUUCUUUUGUGGGUUUUGAUACCUACUUACGUUACGCAUGUUCAUAAAUAAAAUAGUGUGUUUAGUAGUUCGCCUUUUGCUUUC